UAAUGAAAAUUUAGCCAUAAUUCCCAGCCUCUGUGCCAAGCUCUUCACUCACUAGUCUCUCAACCUAAACCUAUCACACUUUUGCGACGUCGUUUUCUUCAGCUCAGCCUUUGUAUAUCGAGGAGGAGAACAUAAACAGAGUACAACGCCAAAUCAAAGGUACUGUGGUUUUUUUGGCUUGAAUUUUUUCAAUUUGUUAACUUUUUCCAAUUGGGUAUCUGAAUCCUGAACAUGUUUUUCAAUUUUGUUAACUUUUCCCAUCUGGGUGCGCGAGUUUGUGUGUGAGUGAAGAGGGUUCCUUCAUAUUUUUCCUACGAUGCUUGCAUUUUUUGAAUUUUUAAGACCUCAAUUUGUGUCCUACUAUCCUUGCUUUUACUUGAAAGGAGAAAAGAAACUAUAAUUAUGAAAUCUUUGGUCAUGUAAGUUGGGUUUUAUAUAGCUUGCUCAAUGAAAAAUGUUUAGAAUAUUGUGCUUGUAGUUUCUUAUUGUACUACAUCAUAAUAAUGCUAAAUCAAUUGAUAAUGACUUUUAAAUCUUAAGUAUAUUUACACAGGAAAUUUUCAUUUAGUGUUCAUCAACAAUGGCCAGAUGGGAUGCAAUCCUAUCUCUUCCAGUACAAAAUCCUCCCACAUUGGAAUUUUCUUGUGUUGACCUAGUUUGGUCAAAAGUGGAAGGAUGGCAUGAUAAAUUAGAUAGAGUUGCUCUUAUCCCAUUUCCUAGAGUUGAUGAUUUUGUGAGGGGUGAAUCUAAUAAUAAAGAAUGUCCUACAAGAUUUCAUGUUGAAGCAAGGCGCCGGCGGUCUCCAUCAACGCCUUUCAAGCCAAAGGUUGAUGGCAUACUAGAGUAUAUUUUGUAUUGGUGUUCCUUUGGUCCUGAUGACCACAGAAAAGGUGGGAUUGUACGACCAAGUCGUACUACUUAUGUUCCAAAGAAGAAAAAUGCCGGCCGACCUAAUACUAAGAGAGGUUGCACUUGUCACUUCAUCGUGAAACGCCUCAUAGCUGAACCGUCAGUUGCCCUGAUCAUUUAUAAUGAUGAUAAGCAUGUGGAUAAAAAGGGUUUGCCAUGCCAUGGUCCACAAGACAAAAAAGCAGCUGGAACACGUGCUAUGUUUGCCCCAUAUAUCUCAGAAGAUCUCCGACUUCGGGUUUUAUCUCUUCUAUAUGUUGGAGUCUCUGUGGAGACCAUUAUGCAGAGGCACAAUGAAUCAGUUGAGAAACAAGGUGGUCCAUGUAACCGUGAUGACCUUUUGACCCACCGUUAUGUUCGACGACAAGAGAGGGCAAUCCGUCGUUCUACAUAUGAGCUAGAUGCUGAUGAUGCUGUAAGUAUCAGCAUGUGGGUUGAAAGCCACCAAAAUCAUGUUUUCUUCUAUGAAGAUUUUUCAGAUUCAGAUCCUUUCUCUUUGGGCAUUCAAACUGAGUGGCAAUUGCAACAAAUGAUUAGAUUUGGGAACCGUGGUCUGCUUGCCUCGGACUCAAGAUUUGGUACAAAUAAAUUAAAGUACCCAAUUCAUAGUCUUCUAGUGUUCAACUCAGACAAGAAGGCCAUUCCAGUGGCUUGGAUAAUAGCUCCAAAGUUUUCAUGUUUGGAUGCUCAUCGAUGGAUGAGGGCUCUUUAUAAUAGAGUUCACACAAAAGAUCCUUCUUGGAAGUUGGCUGGCUUCAUAGUAGAUGAUCCACAGUAUGAUGUCCAAGCAAUCAGGGAAGUAUUUCAAUGUUCAGUUUUGUUAAGCUUCUGGCGGGUUCGUCAUUUAUGGCAUAAAAACAUAGUGAAGAGUUUGGAAACUGGUAUGCAAAUAAAAAUAUCCAGACAGCUUGGGUGGAUUGUGGAUAAUAUUUGCCGCGGUCAAGGAACCAUGUCACUCUUUGAAGAUUUCAUGGAAGACUUUAUUGAUGAAUCGAAUUUUAUGGACUAUUUCAAGGCCACCUGGCAUCCUAGAAUAGGAACAUGGACCAAUGCACUUAAAAUUCUUCCUCUUGCUAGCCAGGAGUCUUGCGCUGCAAUUGAAUUUUACCACAACCAAAUGAAGAUCAGGUUGUUGAAUGAGAAAGACAUCAGUGUUUAUCAGCGUGCUGAUUGGUUGGUUGACAAGUUGGGUACAAAAGUCCAUUCUUAUUUCUGGCUUGAUGAGUACUCAGGUAAAGAUGAUUUUGCACGAUAUUGGAAAAAUGAAUGGAUGAGUGGUUUGACGUCAUGGCGUGGAGCACUGAAGAUUCCAGAUACUGAUGUCUUAAUGGAAGAUGAAUGCGCUAAGGUUACUGACCAGAAUGAUCGAAAUAAAGCUUAUGUUGUCUGGAAUCCUGGUUCAAUGUUGAGCAUUUGUGAUUGUUGUUGGGCACAAGAUGGCAACCUUUGUGAGCAUAUCCUGAAAGGUCUUAGUAUCUGCCGAAAGAGAGAGUCCAUUCUACCAUCUAUCAGCUUAUUUCAGUAUCACCAGGCGCUAAAUAACAUGCUGCAUUGCCCACCCUUUGAUUCUUUAAUCCGUGAUCACGCUGUAUCAUUGGCGGUUUUAGUUCAGAAGCAGUUAAAUAGCGUACUCGAUAAAGAAAGUGUCCAGACUGUUGAGGAACCGAAUGAGAAACGGAUCAUCGUUGAUAUCCACCAGGAGAGCUCCAGGGUAAUAUUUGCUAGCCAAAAUCAGGACUUAGUUAGUGAGAAGCAUGCCAUCAAUGAUGUUUUAUCUCAGGAUGGUGAUGGCUGCGACGAUAGAAGCGAAGCUCCUCAAUGUGCAAUGAGUGAUGUUGCUGAUCAGGUUGUAGAUCUUGGCAGUACUAGAAAUGGCAAACCAUUUGAGAGUGCUGGAGAGGAAAGUUUACCUGCUGUCAUGGAUGUUGACCCAUCAUCAAUUUGUGAUGAUGUGACUCUCUCAAGUAAUGCAUUCCUAGAGAAUAAAGAGAGGGGUUUGACUACCACAAAAAAUGAGAGUUCAGCUUCCAAAAAUGGUGCUCUUUCUGAUGAUAAGAUUGAAGAAUGUAUUGUGGAUAAAGGUUGCAAAGAUGAUGUUAUGGAUGUGGAUCCCCAACCUUAGAUACCCCCUCAUUAACAACAGAACAUCUGAAGCAUUGUGAAACACAUCAUAAUGGUGUCAAUGGUGUUCCCAAAGUUUAUUCUUGCAUGAAAGAUGCUGAUAGCCACUUGAGCUCCCCUUCAUGAUGUAUGGCUGUUGAGCAACUUGCACAUAAUUUGGUUGAAAAUAGAGGUAUAGUCAAGGAGGAUGUGAAUUUGGGAUCAAAUGCAUGAAUCAAUACACAGAUGUCAAGUAGAUAUAGAUGCCAAUAAAGAUAUCAAUUAGUGGGACUAAUACAUUUAAAAUCACCAGCACUCAAUCAUUACAGGUCUAGUUAAUGCAAAAUAAAGUUUUACUAUGUUGAGGUUGAUAACUUGCAUGAAGCUGUCAAUGAUACUGAUGUUGCUGACAGAACUUUAUCAGAACAAAUUGCUGAAUUGAAGCUCUCUUUGGAUUUUUCCUUGUUUACAAGUUACCAGUGGAUACCAGAGAAAUUAUAUUUAUUCAUUUUUCAAUAAUGAAAAUUGCGUUGAUUAGCUAAGCUACUAUACCAAAUUUCCAUUGUAAAAAUAUGAGGCCUAAUUCUAUGUAGUUUAUAUUUAAUUGACCAAGAUAUUCUGAUAUGUCAUGUAGAGGAAAUAGAUGUCUGCG
Gastrolobium bilobum is the source of this 3661-nucleotide messenger RNA. RefSeq lists its product as uncharacterized. The transcript is spliced from 5 exons. The record is from RefSeq and is a predicted model, not a curated record. Bases 581 to 3031 code for a protein of 816 amino acids. NCBI's taxonomy places the organism in Eukaryota, Viridiplantae, Streptophyta, Magnoliopsida, Fabales, Fabaceae.